Messenger RNA from Oryctolagus cuniculus (rabbit), 994 nucleotides. Lineage: Eukaryota; Metazoa; Chordata; Mammalia; Lagomorpha; Leporidae. The record is from RefSeq and is a predicted model, not a curated record.
GUCUCUUAAGAGCAAAUGAGCUGGCUGUCUGUGGCGGCGCGCGAGACAGCUAUGGUGGCCGGUGGCGUUGAUCCGCGGGCUGGCGACGUCAAGGAGGAUGCUUCACAGCUCAUCUUUCCCAAAGAGUUUGAAACAGCUGAGACACUUCUAAAUUCCGAGGUGCAUAUGCUUCUGGAGCAUCGCAAGCAGCAGAAUGAGAGUGCAGAGGAUGAACAGGAACUCUCGGAGGUCUUCAUGAAGACUUUGACCUACACAGCCCGUUUCAGUCGUUUCAAAAACAGAGAGACCAUUGCCAGUGUCCGCAGCUUGCUGCUCCAGAAGAAGCUUCAUAAGUUUGAGUUGGCCUGUUUAGCCAACCUUUGUCCAGAGACUGCCGAGGAGUCAAAGGCCCUGAUCCCAAGCCUGGAGGGGCGAUUUGAAGACGAGGAGCUGCAACAAAUUCUUGAUGAUAUUCAGACAAAGCGCAGCUUUCAGUAUUAAUCUCCAGACUUCUCGGCUGCUGGAGGGAACCACAUGCCCAGCACAGCAUCACCUUCCCUGGGUCUGGGGUGUCUUGCACAGAAAUGCUACUACAUUUCCUCUGGAGAGCACAGCCCAGGAUUGGUUCAGGUUGCUGUUGAAAUGUGACUGCUAGACCAGGAUGAGCACAUAGUCUUGGCGUGGCUUUCUAGGGCACCUGGCUUUCUGUGCCAGGAAGAGGGUAGGGGUGAGGUAUAAGCUGUUGACUGCCUCAUGCUAUGGUUUUGGGCUCCCCUGUAGUUAUUUUUACUGUUAAUGUUUUCAUAUUUUAAUUUGAAUGUGUUGAUAGUUUUUAGUAGACUGGGACAAGGACAUAGGAAACUUAUGUAGGGAGAAAACGGUCUUACCUAGAUGUGAAAGGAAGAAUGAAACCUGACAGGUGUUCAUGGCUGUGAGAGUAUUGGCGUCCUUGUGCCUAACCCAGGAGGUGGGAAGCAGUGAGAUCUAGGGCACCUGUGCUCAGCGUUAUGGGGCC